UUAUCACGGAAAAGGACAUAUAGCCAUAGGGCAAGAGAGCGGUGCCUCCACGUAAACGACGUCGUGAACAUCUUCUAGUCGUCGUCACUUGAACGACUUCCGACCACUCUACUUUCCCAAAACCCGAAAUUCAUCCACAAUUCCAACAGAUCCGUAAGUCAAUCGGUGCGAAAACGAUGAAGCUUUGAAUCCAAUUGUAGAGUAGAAGAAAGAAUGAGUAGCAGAAGCCACCCUGCUGUUCACCCAUUAGAUGUUGAAAUCCCCCAAUUGACUGAACCAGCAGCUGCUGCUGGUGCUGAAAACGAUGGUAGACCUGAUGAUAGAGUCAGAAUGAAGGAUAUUCAAGGCAUGCCUGGAACUCCAACUAACCUUGCUUUGCGGUUGUUUCAGUUUGCCUUCGCUGCCGUUUCUGUUUCCGUCAUGGCUGCCACCAGUGACUUCCCCUCCGUCACCGCCUUCCGGUACCUUGUUGCAGCUCUGAGCUUGCAAUGCCUAUGGAGUCUCUCACUUGCCAUCGUUGAUAUUUAUGCCCUCUUAGUGAAGCGCAGUCUUAGAAACCCGAGAAUUGUUGCCGUGUUCACAAUCGGAGAUGGGAUUACAUCAACUCUUACGUUUGCUGCAGCAUGUGCAUCAGCUGGUAUAACUGUUCUCAUCGGUAAUGACUUCAAUAACUGUUCACAGAACCAUUGCACCAGGUUCGAGACAUCAACGGCUAUGGCUUUUGUCAGUUGGUUCGCUGUUUCACCAUCGUUUUUCUUGAAUUUCUGGUAUUUAGCAUCUGGAUGAAAGUUGGUAUAUAGGUUGGGUGUCGGUGAAAGAAUGUUAUGUUUGUACUCUCUGUACCUUGUAUGGUUUUUGCUUGGUGAUCCAUCCAUGGUUUGUGUUGACUAUGAUUAACCUAAUGCAAUGCCUGCUUCCCUCUUUAUUUUG
Molecule: messenger RNA, 930 nt
Organism: Helianthus annuus (common sunflower)
Lineage: Eukaryota; Viridiplantae; Streptophyta; Magnoliopsida; Asterales; Asteraceae
Product: CASP-like protein 5A2
Exons: 3
Coding region: 214-786 (190 amino acids)
Cellular component (GO): membrane
Source: RefSeq, a predicted model, not a curated record